Messenger RNA from Panonychus citri (citrus red mite), 1954 nucleotides. Its product is annotated as transmembrane protein 181-like. NCBI's taxonomy places the organism in Eukaryota, Metazoa, Arthropoda, Arachnida, Trombidiformes, Tetranychidae. Bases 35 to 1726 code for a protein of 563 amino acids. The transcript has 7 exons. The record is from RefSeq and is a predicted model, not a curated record. Gene Ontology annotation, molecular function: toxic substance binding.
UCAAUCACUGAUCUUACUUUCAACAAUCAACACGAUGAGUUUACUAUUUAAAACUCGUAAUCAAUUAAAUGAUUUUUUCAGUGAAUUUCGUCGUUAUAUUGCUCCAACCUAUUAUCAUGAUCGGUGUGAAAGGUCACUUCAUAUGAAUAUUUAUGCUAUUCAUAAACGGGAGAUCUUAUUAUCUUUAGCUGGUUUUUUAUCUUGUUUUAUAUUACUUUUAUUCAUCGGACUUGCUGGACCGAAUGUCACCAAACUGGACACUCUGAAGGCCUCACAGAUAUUUGAGAAAGACAAGGUCAAUAAAACGGUACAACAAAAUCUCCUGGUUUCUGGUCCAUUUAGGAUCUCGGUACCUGAGAUGUCAACCUAUUCGGGUUACAUUUGCCUUUGGAUAACGUUUUAUAUUAAAGGUGAACCAGAUUCGGGUGCUUUUCAGAAAAGAUUCACCAUUACGAUUAACAUUGAGGGGAAAAGUACAAUUAACAACAAUAAUCAUCAUCGUAAAGAUACUGGAUCAAUGGGCUUCGGUGGUACCAAUGAUACUUUACCGAUGGUCAAUACCAUAUUAGAGGAAUCCUUUGAUUCUGGUGGUGGUCGAUAUCAUCACCUUGAUUGUAAUGGUAAUUCUUGUGAUCCAAUUCAAGCUCUUCAUCUAGAAUACUUGGAAUACUCUGAUUACACAAUUACUAUUAGAUUUGCCGAUUUAGAACAUUUUAAUAAGAAAAAUCCAAUCACCGAUAUUCACUUUACUUUCCAAUCAAUUAAUCCAUCCUUUACGAGUUUAACUAUUUGGUUUCGAUUCAUCUUUCUAGUGAUUGCAUUCAUAACCUCGUGUUGGUUUAAUCAUUGUUUGUAUCGAUAUAAUUUUGCCGAUUGGUCAAUGGAGCAAAAAUGGACUUCGUUUUUAUUAAUCGCGCUAAUAUUGUACAACAAUCCAUUCUAUCCUUUAAUGUAUCUUUCAAAUUCCAAAUUUCCUCAUAUUUUGGAGAUUCUGUUCCAAACAACAUUCACUUGUUCAGUUCUACUCUUUUGGAUUUGCUUUUUCCAUGGGAUUCGGCAAAAUAAUCGACCACUGAUUCGUUUCUAUGGUUUUAAAUUAUUGAUUGUUGGAACUCUCUGGUUAAUUAUCCUUUACGGUGCCAAUUGGUCAAGAAUUAAGAAAAUGGAGAAUCCAACUUUAGAUGAAGAAACUGCUUAUUCUGGUUCCAUGCUGUUGAAGACUUGUAAUUUCCUCUUUUAUCUUCUAUUUUUGAUCUAUUUCAUCUACUUGGUUCUUCUUCUACUGACCGCGUUUACGGAACUUCGAUCAAUGCCAUACUUUGACCUUCGCCUUAAAAUUCAAACUUUUCUUCUGUGUUUCACUUUGACCAUUUGUUUCCUCGAAUUUAUCCUUUCGAAACCACCGACGGCAUCCGAUUCGAUUCUUGGUAAAACGGACAUAACCCAAAUUCCAUAUCUUCAACUGCUCCCGAUGACCUAUCAGACCACAUCUUCGGCAUCUUUCUUGUCCAUCUUUUCAAUUUCAAAUCUUUACAUUUGUAUUGCAGCAUAUUUUUAUUAUCCAUCAUCAGCCUCAUUAAUGGAUUCACGUGUAGUCCGAGACAAUCCAACUCUUUCCAUGAUCAAUGAUUCUGAUGAGGAUGUUAUUUAUGGGUCUGAUGUCGAGCAACCUUUGAAUCAAUCAAAAUUAAUUGAGAUGAGAAACGAUGAUGAGGAAAGUGACUGAGCUGAUUGAAUGUAUAACAAUAAGUUAAUUGUGCUCAAGGAUGCGGGGAAAGGAUGGAGAUGGGAUGAUAAAUAGAGAGAGAGAUAGGAUAUAACGAACCAGCGUUCAUAUGGAUCAAGCUCGUUGAUUAUAAAUAUAAAAAUAUAAAAAAAGAGGCAAACAAAUAAAUUUAACUUUGAGAAUAAAGUCCUUUUUUCGAGAAGUGAGAAGGAUAAAAACAAUGUCCAA